Molecule: messenger RNA, 3303 nt
Organism: Mugil cephalus (flathead mullet)
Lineage: Eukaryota; Metazoa; Chordata; Actinopteri; Mugiliformes; Mugilidae
Gene: dok1b
Product: docking protein 1b
Exons: 5
Coding region: 327-2339 (670 amino acids)
Biological process (GO): positive regulation of MAPK cascade; cell surface receptor protein tyrosine kinase signaling pathway
Cellular component (GO): cytoplasm
Source: RefSeq, a predicted model, not a curated record
UGAGAGGGGGGACAGAUAGGCGACCCGCUGCCAACACUGGGACAUUGUCUAACUUUCUCUGGACCGCUGCGUAUCUCUCUGGACUAGUUUUUUUUUUUUUUUUUUUUUAAUUUAUUAUUUUUCUUUUCACCAUGACGCUCCUACCUGAGCGCGAGCGGCCACGAUAAAUAACGCCAGGGCAGCGGAAGUUGAGUGAACGGGGAAGUCGCUGUGGGGGAUAAGGGGUAAAAGAAAAUAACCCCGGUAAAAGUGGUACCUCUUCUGUCAAGUUACACCUCUCAUCUUCCCGGCGGAGGAAGGUGGGCCUCGGCGUUUUUUGGGGGGGCAUGGACACCCACGUUAAGGAGGGACAACUUUAUGUGCAGCACCAGAAGUUUGGGAAGAAAUGGAAGAAGAACUGGUUCGUCCUGUACCCGGCCAGCCAGAACGGCAUCGCCCGCCUCGAGUUCUUCGACUCGCCCUCGGGCGGAGGGGGCGGGGCCGGCGGCGGCUCGGGGGUCGGCACCAACGAGAAAACCAGGAAGCUGGACAAGAAGAUCAUCCGGCUGUCCGAGUGCAUUUCCAUCCUGCCCGCUCUGACGGAGAGCUGCCCCAAAGACAACAUGGCGGCGUUCUGCGUGGAAACGAACGACAAAACGCACGUGUUCGCUGCAGAGAAGAGCACCGCCAAGGAAUGGAUGGAUACCAUGUGUGACAUCGCAUUUCAGGGGGGAGCAGGAAGCGGCAACAGCGGCGCUGCAGACGCUAACGGGCGACCCGCUGACCUGCAGAUGGCUGAAAACCUCAUCUACUACUCCAGAGAUGAAGUAAACGAGUUCUGGGUGAUCAUCCAACGCACUGAGGCUUCAGAGCGUUGUGGGCUCGCGGGCAACUACUGGCUGAAAGCGGAGAGCGACACCUUGAUCUUGAAGGAGCCGAAGACCAAGAGGAAGGUUCUCGUGUGGCCGUACAAGCUGCUGAGGAGAUACGGGAGGGACCGGGUGAUGUUUUCGUUCGAGGCCGGCCGUCGCUGCGACUCGGGCCCCGGCACCUUCACCUUCGAGACGAAGCAAGGCAACGAGAUCUUCAUCCUGGUGGACCAGGCCAUCCAGUCGCAGAAGGCCCUGGCCGAGGAGCGCCACCUCAGCUGCCCCAUGAACUUCGACCCCGACUGCCCCGCGUCGCUGCAGCACAUACGCAACGCCGGGGGGAGCGGCGACAGCAGCAGCUGCAGCAGCCGGGAGGCCGACGGCGACUCGGGGGGCAGCAAGCCCGGCUCGGCCGACGGCGUGCUCGGGAAGCGGGAGGGAGGGGACGGGUCGGGGGGGCGGCCCGGACACAAGGGGAGGAGUCUACCGGAGCCUCCGCUGAUGCUGGGGGUCGGAGGGGGGACGCCCCCGCGGUCGCCCAGAAUACUGUCGGGGAAAGGCGGGUCGGCCGACGAGGGUUGCGGUCUUUACUCCGAGCCGGCGGAUUCGGUGCGGCUGCCUCACAACGUGGCCGACGGCCUCUACUCGGACCCGGUGGACAGCAUCAAGGCUCAGAACCAACCCGCCAACCAAACCACCCCGCCGGUGCCCACUCCACGCCUCCGACCCAUAGGGGACGACACCGCGGGGGACGGCGGCGGUGUUGUCGGCGGCAACAGGAAGCCGUCGGAGCUGUACUCGCACGUGUACGACCGGAUCAGCCUGGACCUGAACCAGAAAGCGAGCGCGCUGAGCCUCAACGGGGCGGCGGGGGCGGGACGCGGGGGAGCGUGGGGGGCCAACAGCAACAGCAACCGGAGGCCCCCGGGGGGGAAAGCGGAGGGGGCUCCGACGCCGCAGCAGUCGGAGCACAUAUACGACGAACCGGAGGGCCGCGCCGGCUCGUCGGCCGCCGGCUCGGGGGGGAGUUUCCACGACGACGAGCUGCACAAACAGAAGAGGCAGGAGGAGGUGGCGGCCCCGUCUGGACUGGAGGGCACUUACAGCAGCCCCUCCCACGUUAAGCCGUCAGACCCACAAAGACAGUCCCCUCCGCAGCCGGGCCUGGGCCGGGGCAUCCCGCUGCCUCCCGCCCCGAGGUGGCCCAAGCCCAUCACCGCUCCCAAGCCGGUCCGGAGCAUCUUCACCCGCAAGGACCCGGUGCCCGUCCCUCCGGGGAAGCCCGCGGGUCCCGGCGGCAACGUAAAUAACAACAACAACCUCUGGGGCGGCGGCGGAGGAGGAGGAGGGGGAGGAGGAGGAGGGGGGAAGGAGAUUUACAGCAAAGUGUCAAAGCAGAAGCCUCCGUCCGCUAACCUGUGGUACGGCCAGCACCACCAGGCGCCGCUGAGAACACCUGAUAUCAUUUAUGACAACCUGGGCGAUAUUUGACGCCGUCCUCCCGCUUCAGACUCGGGCCUGAAAAGACGAAAAAAAAAAAAUAAAUAAAUAAGAACAGAAAAAGAACUCUUUGGUCGGCGGCGUCUGAACAGGACGUUUCUCAUUCCGCGUUUCUUCCACUGGGAUAAUCGUUUGUGACAGUGGGUUUCGCUGGGAGUGGAUUAGCUCACAACUAUGAGGAAACCACAUUACUGUGCGUCUUACACAUUGGAGUGUAACCAUCGCCGGGCCACCCUGUGUGUGUGUGUGUGUGUGUGUGCGUGUGUGCGUUUGAGAGGGAGAGAGUGAGUGUUUGCAUGGUCAAACCCAUAAUUGGCACACCAAGCCACAGUGUGGUCGAAGCCAGCCACUUCACACACACACACACAAACCCAUAGACAGAGAAACGUACCGAUUUUUUUGCCAAAAGGAUUCGGGCUUCACUUUAACGAGCAGAGAGAGCGGCUUGGCCGUCCCGUUCUGGACGAGCUCACGAAGUGACUGGGGAACAUGUUUUAGUUUUUAUUUUUAUUUUUUUUUGCACUGCUGCUUUAUUAUUUCCCUGAAAUAUGAGACAAUGUGAUGACCAGGAGUCGCUGUGUGACAGGUUUGGAGCAUCUUUGAGACCAACAACUGUUUUUUAUUUCUGUUUGUGUUUUCUGGACAUUUUUUCAGUCCGGGACACUAAUAUAUUAGAUGGAGCCACUAUAUUAAUAAAUAAUAGAAGAAAAAAAAAAGAUGGUUGUUUCGAAGGAGGCAUGAAAAGGAGUCACAUGUUCCUCUUUUGCAGCCUUUCAAUCACAAGGGCGACGUCCUUGUUUUUUUUAAUCUUGUGUUUUCCUUUGUACAGACAAACUAAAUAUGAAACUAAUCAAUCCCUUGCAAUGUGUCAGUAUGUGUGUGUGUGUGUGUAUCAGAAACAGCUGUGCUGUCUGUAAAUAUGACUAAUAAUAAAAGUUCCUCUAAAACCUUUAAA